CUCCUGUCGGUGUGUGACUCAUAGCAGGUACAUGAAGUGAAGGACUACACUGCUCCACGUCACAGGAAAAUAUGCAGAGCAUGAGCUCUCCGGGAGGCAAUGGCCUCUCCGAGGAGCAGUUCAGCUGCUCCAUCUGUCUGGAGGUGUUCGUGGAGCCCGUCUCCACUCCCUGUGGCCACAGCUUCUGCAAGGCUUGCCUACAGGGCUACUGGAACCACAGCAAAAAGUUCCUCUGCCCCAUGUGCAAGAAGAGCUACUCCAAAAAACCCGAGAUGAGCGUCAACAGGGUCUUGGCUGAAAUCUCCUCCCAGUUCCAGGGGCUGAUGCUGGCCGGGGGAGCUGGAGGGGCCGUGGGCACCGGGGGAAACUCAAAGGGAUCCACUCUGAACAUGAGCCUAGAUAUGAGCCAGGGGGGCUCCACAGGGUCUGACAACGGGGAGUUCGCCCGGGCGGGGGAGGUUCCCUGUGACGCCUGCAUUGGGAGGAAGGUGAAGGCGCUCAAGUCCUGUGUGAACUGUCUUGGAUCGUUCUGUGAGGUUCACCUCCGACAUCACAAAAAGGUGAAGUCUCUGACAUCUCAUCGUCUGAUUGAACCAACUUUCUACCUGGAGGACAAGAUCUGUAAGAAACACGAACGUCUUCUGGAUGUCUACUGCCGCACGGACCACACCUGCAUCUGCACGGCAUGCGCUGAGGCCACUCACAAGUCCCACGACAUCGUCUCCAUUGACCACGAGUGGAAGAAGAGGAUGAGUAAUGUGAGUAAGAAGAAGUCGGAGCUGAAACAUUUGAUCAAGGAAAGAACCAAGAAACUGGACGAGAUCAAACAAUCCAUCAAGGUCAUCAAGGCCAGCUCUCAGAAGGAGCUGGAAGAGAGCUGGCAGGUGUACGCGGAGCUGCAGCGCAUGGUGGAGCAGAGUCAGGCGGAGCUGGUGGAGCUGAUCGCCACGAGGCAACGCGAGGCUGAGCGUCACGCUCAGGAAAUGGCCCGCACUUUGGAGAACGAGCUCAGCCAGCUGAGGAGGAGGAGCAACGAGCUGGACGCCUGCGCACAGACCCAGGACAAAGUGGUCUUCCUGCAGAGCCUGGCGACGCUGCCACCCCCGCCCGAGCCCACCGAUUGGUCAGCGGUCAGCAUCAACACUGACCUCUACCUGGGAACCAUCCGCUCCUCCGUCAGCAGUCUCAUAGACAAGUUCCAGGAGGAGCUCAAGAGGCUGUACGGGAAAGAGCUCCGGAAGGUUCAGAACUAUUCAAGCGAGGUGAUUUUGGAUCCUGCCACGGCCCAGAGGAACCUGGUUGUGUCCGAUGAUGGCCGCCAGGUGAGAUAUGAAGAGCGAAGGUCCAACCACUCUGAGGGUCAGAAACGCUUCAGUCCCGCCCUCUUCGUCCUGGGCCGAGAGGGUCUCAACUCUGGGCGACACUACUGGGAGGUGGACGUGGGGCGUAAGACGGCGUGGACGCUUGGCAUGGCAAGCACCUCAGCCCGCCGCAAGGGUGAGAUCAAGCUCAGUCCAGAGGGGGGAUACUGGUGCCUGUGGCUGAAGAACGCAGAGGUAAAGGCUUUGGCAUCGUCCCGUCUGCCUCUACUGCUGCCAACCCAGCCCUGUAAAGUGGGAAUCUUCCUGGAUUAUGAAGGAGGCCAGAUUUCUUUCUAUGAUGUGAAGGCGCGUCUGCAUCUCUACACGUUCGUCGAUACUUUCAAUGAGAGUCUGUACCCAAUCUUCAGCCCCUGUCUCACCCAUGAGGGGAAGAACUCUGCUCCUCUCAUCAUAACCCCUGUUAAACACACCUGAUACUGACAGCCAAUCAAAGCCUGGCAAGGCAUAGGUAAAACAUCUUCAGGUCAAAAAAAGAUUGAUAAUUCUGUCCUUUAUUUGGUCUUAAAAUAUGAAAUUUACUUCUCAAUGAUCCAAUUUUAUUUAUAACAGUUUGACUUGUUUGCAAAGCACUUUACGUCAAACAUCUUUCAGCAAAAUAAAAACAAAGCAAGUCGUUCUGCAUAUCAAACCUACAACUUUGUCUCAUUAUAUGGGCAUGUUAUCGCAUUUGCUCAAGUCUCAAUAGAGGUAUCAUAGAGGCUGCUAACCCAAUGAAAUCAAAGCAUUGUGUUAUCAGUGUGUGUUUGGAUCCGAGGAAACUAAAAUGUAACAUGGUUGGUACUUUACUGACUGAUGACACAUUACAGAGAAAUGUAUUUGAGAUGUGGUUACUCAAAAGUAGCCAAAAGUUUGUCCAUACUGUAUACUUUUAUCUAAAAUUGUAUGUACAUAUUUUGGUGAAAAAAAACAUUAAGGACUAGAGUAGGCCUGGAUAUUGGUACUCAGUCAAAAUAAAUCACUACCAAGUAGUAUUGAAACUUCUCCAGCCAAAUGAUACCUGGCUGCAUUUGGUUCUUUUUUCAACCAGAGCUAGAAAAAAAUCCUUUUUGUAUGGUUUUGGUCACUGACAAUCAUCGCGAAUGUUCUUUGUUUUAAUGCAACAUGUGAUUGGUCUGCGACUGCAGCAGCUACAAGUCAGGUGCGGCAGUCGAGUUGGCAGUUCAGUGUGCUUAGAUGCCAUCAAAAUGUUCUUAGACAUGGCGAUAACACACACACCUAUGGUGUCAGGUGGCAUUUCAUGCAAGUGAAUGCUUCAGUUUGCAUAAUGGGUAUUGAACGUAGAAAGUAGAAAAAAUGUAUUGAAUUAAGUACUCUAUUGGUAUUGGUAUCACUUUAAGGGUAUUGACACUGGUAUCACAAAAGGUACCCAAGUUCGAGAACAGAGAGAAUUAUAAAGGCUACUUUUGCCCUGUGGCUCUUAGUAACUGCAGCUCUGGUUCAGUUGAAUGUGUUACACCUCUUCCUCACUGGUUGCCAAGCCAACAAGGGAACGUCUGGGGCCAGUUGCACAAAGCAUCUUAAGUUUGCUCCUUCAUGACACUUAAGGUUUACCUAAAAUAAUUCGCCAGUAACUGACUGGAAAGAUCCCAUUGGGGCUGUGGAAAGUUGCGGAAAGAGUGAUCCAAACCCAGACGAUCACAAUCAUAAAUUGACUUCGGUAAAAUUUAAAGUGCAAAGUCAAUUGCUCAUCAUUAAGCAUCUCAAUCGGUUUCUCCAAACCUGGUCUCACUCUGAAGUCAUCGAAAUCUAGCGUUCAGGCAGUGACUUGCAGCAUCGGCAUGAUACGUGGUCGGACGCUGUUAUAGUUUAACGGUGCUUGGCAGUGUCGGGGAAAUGCGACGGGACAAGAACGAAAGUUAAGGUGGAAAAGUCCACGUAGGGUGGGUAUGAGGGGUGGUGGAUGGGUCCAACAAACACCAGCUUUUACCUGGGAGAGUGGUGAUCGCGUCCUGUAAGAUUCUAAAGCCAAACCUUGUUCACUAUUCCUAAACCUAACCACGUGUUUUUGUUGCCUAAACCUAACCACAUGCGUUAGUUGUUGGAUUUGGAGUUGUUAGUACAUUUAUUUUGAAAGAGAUUGUAUGUAAACGGUAAAUUUCCUGUGAAAACAGAAGUGUAUUUUGAAAACAGACAAUGCAUGAAACAGGCAGAACUUUACACGGCAUCCCAGAAUGUCAACAACCAACGCACCCAUGGAACCUUGCACGUCUUAUCUGGACGUUGAAGGUCCAUGACCAAACGUCAGGGAGUCAGGGUACUUUAUGUUUUUGUCCUUACUUUGGUUAGGUUCUUUGUGCAACGGUUUUCAACAAAUCUUUGGCAAUUCCAAAAUGAUGAAAUGAAAUGGAAGACUAAGAUAAGGAGAAAUACUUAUCUUAAGUAAGUAACAUUUUAAGGAAACCUUGUGGAAAAGACUUGCGGAAAAUCUUAAUUUCAGGUGCUUUGUGCAACCGGCCCCAGAUUAUUCUCCCAAUGAAGAUGCCCCAACCUGCUCCGUCCAUCAGCGAACACGCUACAUGUCAUGUUGCUUGCUUGAAAAAACACUUGCUUCAGCUCAGUUUUUGCAAAGCUUUGCACACCUCCAACCUAUUUUCAGAUCAACAGAGAUUCCCUAGGCCCUGUCAGAGGUUUAAAGGCUCCUUGAAUGUUGUUGUCACACGUAAUAUAUUUGGACAAUUUUUCACACUCCGUCCACCAAAGUUUUCUUGCUUGUUAAAUGUUUGCUAAAGGUGUACAGGAGAGAGUUAUGUUAGAGUAAUGCUGUACUUUUGGCACUUUUCUUACUGUUUAAGUUUUGUUGAAACUAACAGAUUAAAGCAAUGAAGUUUAAUAGAUGUAAAAUCACUGAGGUUUAGGCUUGCCUGGGGACCAAAUGAGAGAUUUUUGUACAUACUGAAGAACUCUGAAAUUGUUUGCAAUGGGCAUUUUUUAAGACUUGAUGUUGAUCCAGUACUAUUAAACUAUGUUCUGUAUUUUUGUAUUAUUUUUGUUUUUUUACCUUCUUUCUGAACUUGUUUAAUAAAGAUGAUCUUU
Molecule: messenger RNA, 4415 nt
Organism: Epinephelus fuscoguttatus (brown-marbled grouper)
Lineage: Eukaryota; Metazoa; Chordata; Actinopteri; Perciformes; Serranidae
Product: E3 ubiquitin-protein ligase TRIM39-like
Exons: 8
Coding region: 72-1796 (574 amino acids)
Molecular function (GO): zinc ion binding; protein binding
Source: RefSeq, a predicted model, not a curated record